CUCUGGUACCUGGUCUCAGCAGCAGCUCGUGCGGUCUUGGAUUAAAGGAGGACGGAUGGUCGCGCGGACUGGCUGCGCGCUCUGAAGUUGGACAGACUGACCGGAGAGACACCGACACCGAGCAGCAGAGAACCAGAACCAGCUUUUGUUCCCCCCCCACCUCCUCCUCCUCCUCCUCCUCCCCGUGCAGGCACCGGGAGGCUGUGCCCGCGCGCACCCCGACCAUGAAGCUGCCUUGUCUGCUCGCGCUCACGGUGCUGCUCGCUCACACCGCCACGGGACAGAACUGGUCGCCGUCUAUCGAUGACGAAGGCUCGACGAGAGACGAGUUCUACGACGAUGAGGACCUCUACUCGGGCUCCGGCUCUGGCUUUCCUGGGAUCAGUAUGAGGCCGACAUCGGCGGGUGUGUCCUUCACUACAGAAGAGCCCCUCCUCCUCUCCACCACGCAGGCUACAGGCCCCGCCCCUUCCGCCUCACCCGCAGCUGAGCCGAGCCCCAUCCCAGAGGACCCCAUCGCCACCCCGAUGCCCACCGAGGCCGACGGAGAGAGUGGUGUAUUCUGGGAAAGAGAGAAGGAGCUGGAGAAGGAGAGAGAGAGAGAGCAGGAGAGGGAGAGAGAGAGAGAGUUGGAGAAGGAGAGAGAGAGAGAGUUGGAGGGGGAGAGAGAGAGAGAGCUGGAGAGGGAGAGAGAGAGAGAGAGAGAGCUGGAGAGGGAGAGAGAGAAAGAGCAAGAGAGGCAGAGGGAGCUGGAGAGGGAUAGAGAGAGGGAGAAACAGUUGGAGAGGGAGAGAGAGAGGGAAAGAGAGAGGGAGCGGGUCAGAGAGUUGGAGAGAGAGAAGGAGAAGGAGAGAGAGCGAGAGCGGGAGAGGGAACGUGAGAGAGAGCGAGAGAAGGAGAGAGAGAGGCAGAGGGAGCGUGAGCUUGAAAGAGAGAGAGAGCUGGAACGAAUCAGGGCCGCCGCCCAGACCACCGCCGCCCCAAGAUCCCCUGCAGCCGUACCCGUGGUGACCACCAACCCGGCAACCAGCCCUGCAGAAAGUGCAUCGCCCUCUUACGACCCCGACGUGAGCACCACAGAAGAAGAACAGGACGUCUACCUGUCACCUGAACCCUCAGCCUUUUUCCCAGGCUUUAACAUGGAGACCACCACAGAAGAAGACGUGUCCACCACAGCAGAGACCACGACAGCUGCACCCGCCACCACCGCCGCCGCCGCCACCACUGUCAAGACCAGGUUCCCCUUCAGGCCCAGGGUUCCCAUGACGACAGCCACUCAGGCGGUGCCAACGGAGAGAACGAGCCGUCCGCAGCAGCCCACAACCACACAGGACGGUAACAACGAGGCGGGUGUUGCAGGACCGAGUGGAGAUUUCGAGAUCCGCGAUGAUCGUCGUAACGAUCUUGGUCGAGGUAUAAUGCCAGUGGAUCCUGAUCUGAUCGGCAACACGGUGGACGCAGGAAGCUCCGCCGCCCAGCUGCCACAGAAGAACAUCCUGGAGAGAAAGGAGGUCUUGAUAGCCGUGAUAGUGGGAGGAGUAGUGGGCGCCUUGUUUGCGGCCUUCCUAGUGAUGCUGCUGGUGUACAGGAUGAAGAAGAAGGACGAGGGAAGCUACACGCUGGAGGAACCCAAACAGGCCACCGUCACCUACCAGAAACCAGACAAGCAGGAGGAGUUCUAUGCAUAACACUCGUAUGCCAGAGAGACGCACCGCACGCCGAGGGAGAGAGAAACAGCGAGAGAGAGAGAAGAGAGAAAGAUACUCUAAGCCCCCGUACUCCUUGCCCCCUCCUCCUCCUCCUCCUCCUCCUCCUCUUCUUCGUCGCCUCCCCCUCGUCUACUCGCCUCUCCUCAUCCCUCUCUCCUCUCGUCUCCAAAACACUUGAGAGCGCCUCUCUCUCUGCGGACUUGGAACUUUCUUUUCAAUGAAAAACGAAAAAAGAGGAAAAAAAAUAAAUAAUCCAAAUAUAUUCUGAAAAAAUAACACAUACACAUGAGAUGUUUUUAAAGUAAAUGUUGUUAUUAAUAUUCUACAGAUUCUCUUGUUGUGUAUGUAAUGAUAUGAUUAUUUUGUAAGAAAAACAACACAAAACACAAGCUCUUAUCCUGUGUUUUCCAGCACAAAAAAGGUUCCUCCUCUGUUUUUUUUUAUUUUAUGGAGCGAUUGAAAAGGCUAAAGCGAAAAAGGGAGAGGAGAGGGGCGAGACGAGCAGAGCGGGACACAAAAGAAAGAGAGAGCGAUGGGCUCGACUCUGCCCCUCACCUCCCAAAACACACAGAGCGUCUGGUUGGCCGCACAGAGCCCAGGGUCAAAGGUGAGAGGAAAGGUCUCUUUUGUGCCUUCCAUCCCUCCGGUGCUCAAAGACACAUACGCACAUCCAUACAGCCACAUAAACACACGCUAACACACAUGCACAUGCACACAAACACACACUUGUAUCUGCUUGAAGGUGGCUCAGACUCUCUCUCUGUGUUCGGCCAACCAGAAAACAGAGCUCAACCCUCGGUGUGUUUCACAACGUCAAGGAGCCGCUGUGGGAACAUUGGCUGGUCAGAGGUUUGCUUACGCGGCCAAUCUGCUCUUUCUAAGCUGUACAAAGACUAGUUACGGAUAGUAAUAAUAACCAAUAAUAUAUCAAUGUUUUGGGCUGGAUGGUGAAUAAUAAUAAUAAUACCGUUAUAAUAAUAAUAAUGAUAAUAAUACUUAAACAGGAGGAUGUGUAUUUAGCAGUUUAAAAAAAAAAGUUUAUAUGUAAAUAUCAGCAUAUCCUUUCUGGCAUCACUAAUCAUCUGCAUGAUCAUGAAGAGUUUUUAUUCAUCACAUCCAUCAUCACUUUAGAUGAGCUGUGCUCUCGUCAGCCACGCACACACACACACACACACACACACACACACACACACACACACACACACACACACACACACACACACACACACAUACAUACAAAUACACUCAAACAAGUGCAGAUAUAUUACUUGCUGUGCAUUUAGAUACACCACACACGUCUUUUAGUACUACUGUUAAUUAUAUCAUUCAAACACAUAUCAAACCCAUUAUCAUCAUCAUCGUCAUUGUGAUAGUCAUCACUUGUGAUACGAGCGAGAUCAGGUGGUUUCAAUAUGUUAUUGAUUAGUUAUCGAUCAGUUGUCGGUUGGUUUAGAGUUUGGUCUGUUUGUGUAAAAGCACAACUACGUGUCCAGUCAUCACGUCAUCCGAUACCCCCCCAACCCCACCCCACCGCACCUUUAGCAUGCCUCACUUUCUUUUCCUUCCACCAUUGGCUCUCUGUUUGGGGAUGGGAGGGGCCUCUGGGAAGCGAGAGGGGCUUUAAUGGAAAACCAGGAAGUGUGAAUCCGUGCAGGAAGUUGCACCCAGAUGCGCUAAUUCAGUCAAAAUCUUAUCUGAAUUAGUAUUAAUGGGGUCAACUUUUACCUGCCGUUGGGCUCUUUUUGGGGAGGGGGACGGGUUUUAGUUUGGGAAGGGGAAUGUCAGGAGGAGGGCUGUGCUUCUAUCUAAGAGAUUGUAACAAUAACCACACCAGUGCGACUGGGCUAGUAGCUUCUAUUAUACUCAGUACUGUAGAACAAACAUGCAUGGGAGUCAAAACUAUACUAGUCUGGGUGUGUGUGUGUGUGUGUGUGUGUGUGUGUGUGUGUGUGUGUGUGUGUGGAUGCCUGUGUGUGCUUCUGUGUGUUUGGAAGAAAAGAGGGGUGAGUUAAAGUUGGAAUGUACUGUGGUUGAGUGUGUGUUUACCUUCUCCAGCAGUUCUCACGCUCUUCCACAGACAGGUAACACACCUCCUCCACUCCUGUGUGUGUGUGUGUGUGUGUCGCCUGCCCCCUUGCCAGUGUGAGAAUAUACGUGUGUGUGUGUGUGUAUACACCCCGUCUAAACACGCCACCUGUGUGUAUGUGUGUGUAUGCCUGAGUGCUUCACCUUGGUAUUUCACAGCAGACUCUUGUGUACACUGACUGGCCUGUCGACGUGCGUGUGUGUGUCUCAGAGUGUUUCGUCUGCUCACUGCUGAAUGAGGGGCAGCUGGUCCCUCUCGGUAGCUUUCACACACACUGACUGUGUCUUUUCACUGUCCGUCUGUCUGCCUGUCUGUCUCUCUGCCGCGGGACAAACGGGCAGAAGACACGCCACUUUCUCACAGGCAGGAAUGAUCUUAACACGUCUUUUUUAAAGUGACUGUCUAAGUGUAAACAUGUGUGUUUGUACCCAUCUAAGCCUGCGUAGCCAAAUAAGACGUGUGUGUGUGUGUGUGUGUGUGUGUGUGUGUGUGUGUGUGUGUGUGUGUGUGUGUGUGUGUGUGUGUGUGUGUGUGUGUGUGUGUGUGUGUGUGUGUGUGUGUGUGUGUGUGUGUGUGUGUGUGUGUGUGUGUGUGAGUGAGAGAGUGAGGGUGACUUUGUACGUGUGUGAGUGUAGGUAUGCAUGCGUGAUAGUGUGUGUGUGUGUGUGUGUGUGUGUGUGUGUGAAGCCUAACGGAGGCUACACUACUCUAUGUUUGCUGUUCCCAUUCCUGUUUUUAUACAUUUGCAUUUUUUUAAGGCUGAGUUUCUGUCAUUGGCUGAGUGAGCGAGAGGAGGCGGAUCCUCCACGCCACCGCCCUGUCACUAAUCUGCCACUCUGUUCCAAAUAAAAA
Messenger RNA from Anoplopoma fimbria (sablefish), 4647 nucleotides. RefSeq names its product syndecan 3 (gene sdc3). The record is from RefSeq and is a predicted model, not a curated record. Gene Ontology annotation, biological process: cell migration. The coding region runs from base 225 to 1688 and encodes 487 amino acids. The transcript is spliced from 5 exons. NCBI's taxonomy places the organism in Eukaryota, Metazoa, Chordata, Actinopteri, Perciformes, Anoplopomatidae. Gene Ontology annotation, cellular component: membrane; cell surface.